Heterocephalus glaber (naked mole-rat) is the source of this 2981-nucleotide messenger RNA. It is a transcript of the gene P2ry4, whose product is annotated as pyrimidinergic receptor P2Y4. Gene Ontology annotation, biological process: transepithelial chloride transport; G protein-coupled receptor signaling pathway. The record is from RefSeq and is a predicted model, not a curated record. Gene Ontology annotation, cellular component: plasma membrane. Gene Ontology annotation, molecular function: G protein-coupled UTP receptor activity; G protein-coupled purinergic nucleotide receptor activity. NCBI's taxonomy places the organism in Eukaryota, Metazoa, Chordata, Mammalia, Rodentia, Bathyergidae.
AGGGUGAAGGGUACUGGAAAAAACAGUAACUCUUCCCCUAGGAGCUUUGGACAUUGUCUGGAGGGGACAGAAUUAAUAUAAUUCUUCCUUGCUAGAUUCUUUGAUCUGGAACUUAGACCAAGGGUUGGAUGCACUUCUUUUCAGAGGCAGCAAUAAGAAAUUGUGUCCAAUUUCUAACUUGUAGAUUGGCUAACUACCAACUUUGCUCUUUUUUCCCACCCCCACCCCAAAGAACUUUCUGCCAUGUUGUUAGAUAUCUAGUUACCAAUCUAUUGAUAGCAGUAGGAAUGAAGUGCCCUGUGAUGAAAGCUUCAAAUUUGCCUCGAAAGGAUUCUGUGGAGCUUAAGAAUGAGGCCAUGGCCACUGCAGAGUCCUCGCUGUUCACCUCCUUGGGCCCCAGCCCUGGUCUUGGAGAAGAUGAGGUGGAGCUGGAUUGCUGGUUUAAUGAGGAGUUCAAGUUCAUCCUGCUGCCUGUGAGCUAUACAGUUGUCUUUGUGCUGGGCCUGGGCCUCAAUGCCCCAACUCUCUGGCUCUUCCUCUUUCGACUCCGACCCUGGGAUGCAACAGCCACCUACAUGUUUCACUUGGCAUUGUCAGACACCUUGUAUGUGCUGUCACUGCCCACCCUCGUCUACUACUAUGCAGCCCGCAACCACUGGCCCUUUGGCACUGGGUUCUGCAAGUUCAUUCGUUUUCUCUUCUAUUGGAACCUCUACUGCAGUGUCCUCUUCCUCACCUGCAUCAGUGUGCAUCGCUACCUGGGCAUCUGCCACCCACUGCGGGCACUACGCUGGGGCCGCCCUCGUUUUGCAGCCCUUCUCUGCCUAGGAGUUUGGUUGGUAGUAGCCGGCUGCCUUGUCCCCAACCUGUUCUUUGUCACAACCAGCACCAGGGGGACCACGAUUCUGUGCCAUGACACCACUCGGCCUGAGAAGUUUGCCCACUACGUGCACUUUAGCUCAGCGAUCAUGGGGCUGCUCUUUGGCUUGCCCUGUCUGGUCACUCUGGUGUGCUACGGGCUCAUGGUCCAGCGCCUAUAUCAGCCCUUGCCAGGGUCUGCACAGUCAUUUUCUCGUCUCCAUUCUCUCCGCACCAUCACUGUAGUCCUGACUGUCUUUGCUGUCUGCUUUGUGCCUUUCCACAUCACGCGCACCAUUUAUUACCUAGCAAGGCGACUGGAAGCUGACUGCCAGACGCUGAAUAUUGUCAACGUGGCCUACAAAGUGACUCGGCCCCUGGCCAGUGCCAAUAGCUGCCUGGAUCCCGUGCUCUACCUACUCACUGGGGACAAGUACCGACGCCAGUUCCAACACCUCUGCAGAGGUGGCAGACCCCAGUCCCGCACAGCUGCCUCCUCCCUGGCGCUGGUGUCCCUGCCUGAGAAUAGCAGCUGCAGGUGGGCAAGCACCUCCCACAACAGCCGCUUCCCUGCCCCUAGGGAAGAUAGAUUGUAAAACUGGAAGCUGGGAAGUGAAGGGAAAAGGAGUGAGUGUGGGGCAGAGGUGAGGGUCUUCUUUAGUGACCCCUGGCAAAGUGCUUCGUUUCCCUUCUCCCUUUUAGAUAAAGGUAGUAGUGGUUACUUCACUACCUCUACUUUCUUUUUGUUUCUGUCCUUUCCCAGGGACAUUAGUCCUGUUUCUGGAUUCUGCAAGGCUUCUCCAGUCCUCUUCCUUACUCAACUUCCCCCACAUCCUCCCACGGCAUGCAUUUCUCCAGCCAGAUAAGAGCAUUCAACUGCAGGGGUGGAGAGGGUGGGGUAAUUGUAGAAUUGGUCUGAUUUAUCUGAUAGUGAUAGCCAGAAGCAGGAAGUAGGCUGCACUGGCAUAUCAUACAUGCCAUAUGUGCCAUGUGUAGCACCCACACCCACUUCCUGGUUCCCUCUUGAAGACAGGAUAGUCUUGCCUACCUAGGUGCUGAAAUAGGGUGCAAUCUCAGGGAGCCUGUGUGCCAGGGCUCCACAAGCCACUGGAGGCAUGGCACUAUGAACUGGUGAGCAGCCAGGAGGGUGGGGACUCUGGGAAGCCUGAAGGGGCAGGACCCAAGCUGUUCCAGGAACAGGAAUGGGACUGGGCCUCCUUUACAUGUUUGCUGAGAACAUGUUUGAUAGCUCUCCUGUUUUUAAUGAAAGAGUGGGUGGUUCAGACUGAGAGGGAGGAACUCCUGAGUUAAUGGCUCCAAGUGCUGGUACCCAGAGGUAGAGCAGGUUUGUACAGAGCAUGUGGCAGUGACAGAAAUUGAUGUCCAUAACUUACUCUUCUCUUGUCUCUCCCCUUUCUCUAGAUCCUUCCCAGAUAAAUGAUAAAUCUGUAACGAGCUCCUUCACAUCAAGGGACUCUGAGGCCAGGCCAGGCAACUGGGUCUAGUAUGGUCCUUUCAGAAUUUCCCACCCAUUCACUUGUCUCCUUGCUCCAGCACUCUCUCAGCACUUAUGGGUUUAUAGGAUUGGGUGAGAACAUGGAAUUUAGGAAGCUAUCUUUUGUAAGCCUUGGAAAAUGAGAAGUUCUUUGCAAGCAUUCAUGGGAGGGGUGGGCUUAUAUUUCCAGGCCCUUUCCUCUGAAAUUGUCUUCUAGCCAGUUGAUUUUCUGAGUCAGAUCCAAGUCUUGCCUUUCUUUCACCCCACCCUUACUGAUCUGUCUCCAAUCUUUUACUUGUCUAGUGAUACCAAAUUCUUGCUGGGUUGUAAGAGGUCUCUCUGUCUGGAUAUUUGGAUUGGGGCUGACUACAGAAAAAUGACUUUAGUAUUCCUGGGCCCCUUUUCCUUUCCUUAAAGAUCUCCUUCUUUCUCCUUAGAUAUCUGAGACCCUCCUUACCCAGGACCUCUCCCAACCAAUAUAGUGAAAAUGGCCAUACUUCCAAAAAUACUGUAGAGAUUCAAUGUAAUGCUGAUUGAAAUUCCAACAAUACACUUCACAGAACUAGAGAAAACAAUCCAAAAAUUCAUUUGGAACCAUAAGAGACCUAGAAUAGCUAAAACAAUUCUA